AUGGAAGACAUUAAAGACAACGCUAUAUCGAAAUUACAAUUAGUUUAUGUGAUUUGCAUAUUCAUAUUGGUGCUGUGCUUUAUACUGCCGACGAUAAUGCUGAAGAUGUUGAAUAAAUUUUCUAGCUCAGCGGAUGAAGAAAUAAUUGAAGAAACGUAUGGUGGACAUGAGAAGUGUGAUUCAGAUGGCAUCUAUCAUCAGUCGGCUCUUCAAAACAUGAAAAUUGCAUAA
Auanema sp. JU1783 is the source of this 231-nucleotide messenger RNA. The record is from the annotation of a GenBank genome assembly. NCBI's taxonomy places the organism in Eukaryota, Metazoa, Nematoda, Chromadorea, Rhabditida, Rhabditidae.